Molecule: messenger RNA, 672 nt
Organism: Alternaria triticimaculans
Lineage: Eukaryota; Fungi; Ascomycota; Dothideomycetes; Pleosporales; Pleosporaceae
Exons: 2
Coding region: 1-672 (223 amino acids)
Molecular function (GO): protein binding
Source: RefSeq, a predicted model, not a curated record
AUGGAGUCACAAACCGCUGCACAAGCUGCGAAAGUCAGCACCAUGAGUUUCGACCCGUCUGCCUUCUUGACUGUGCGCGUCGGUCCCGAAGGCUCCCAACAAGAUUUCUUGCUCCACGAAGGCAUUAUAUGCAAACGGUCCGAGUUAUUCCGCCGCGCGAUAAAUGGCAACUGGCCUAAGAAGAAGGAUCGAAUUGUCAAACUACCUAAGGACGACCCCAAGAUCUUCGCCCUCUACGUCAAUCUCAUCUAUAUGGGCGUGUUGUACAAUGAACCAGACGCUUCCAAGAUGACGCCUGUCGAGUUCCAAGCACAUACCCUAUCGACCGUCAAGUUCUACAUCCUCGCCGAGAAGCUGCAAGACAAGCAAGCUAAGAAUGCCGCUCUGGAGACUCUCCACAUAGAAGUUACAACAGAUUCGUCCGACGACAGACUACCCAACGCCGAGAUCGUCGAGUUGAUGUACAAGAACACAUCGGAAGUUAGUCUUGGACGGCGCCUCAUGGUCGACAUCUGGACCUGCAUCAGCACGAAGAGUAUUCUCGAGAAGAGUGAAGGCCUUCGCAGGGACUUUCUCGUCGAUCUCGCCUACUCACUUCAUGGUGAGCGUCCAGUGCGCAAUGGAAAUUUAGCAUGUAGAAAAGGAUAUACUGCAUAUCAAGAGAAGCUCUGA